Messenger RNA from Cladophialophora immunda, 6558 nucleotides. RefSeq lists its product as uncharacterized. The coding region runs from base 131 to 5524 and encodes 1797 amino acids. Gene Ontology annotation, molecular function: RNA binding; protein binding. The record is from RefSeq and is a predicted model, not a curated record. Gene Ontology annotation, cellular component: nucleolus; small-subunit processome. NCBI's taxonomy places the organism in Eukaryota, Fungi, Ascomycota, Eurotiomycetes, Chaetothyriales, Herpotrichiellaceae. Gene Ontology annotation, biological process: rRNA processing. The transcript has a single exon.
AAAUUUCCCCAUGGUCACACACAGCUCGGCCAGCACGCAAAGACCACAUUCCAGGGCCAAUUCAAUCCCCUCUGGACGUGGACAUCCCUUGGUAGUGAUGUCCUGAGGCCCCUGUGUCUCAACGAUCAAGAUGGUUUCUGCAAAGCGGAAAUCCGAGGAUGCAGCGACAAAACAACCAAAUAAACGGCCCAGGUCCAAUUCCCAGAGCGGAACAGCGACUGCGGAACAAGAACAGACGAGAACUCCAAAACCGAAGCCAGUCUCCGUCCUCACCAAAGAACAGCCUGCCUUUCCUCGAGGUGGUGCGAGUUUGCUGACUCCGCUUGAACGGAAACAAAUUCGAGCAAAGGUUGCUCGAGAUGCAGACACGGAACAUAAGCAUUCACAGGACCUGUUUGCAGACCGGGACGCAACGGCGGACGUCGGAACAGACGAGGACGGCAGCUCUGGAGAGAAAUUGUCAGCGAAGAAACGGGAAAGACGACGGCACAAAGAUAAGAAACAGUCGGCGACCUCAGCGUCUGGUACAAACUCAGAGGUUCAGAUUGGAGGGCUCAGUUAUAAACGGAUAACGACAGGCUCCGUCAUAUUGGGUCAGAUCACAGCUAUAAGCCCAAGAGCGCUGACCGUGGCCCUGCCGAACAACCUGGUGGGUUACGUGCCUCUGACUGCUAUCUCGCCGCAACUGAGUGAGAAAAUCCAAGGCCUUCUCUCUCAGGAUGAUGAAGAGCACACCGACAGUGAAAGUGGCCGAGAUGAAGAGCGAGAUAUCGCUUUGUCAGGUUAUUUUCAUGUUCAACAGUACUUGCGGGUCGCAGUGACCUCCACGGAGCAAGAUAGGAUUGGGUCGAAAUCUCCUGCGCGAAAACGAAUCGAGUUGUCUGUCGAGCCUGCGAUGACCAAUGUAGGCUUGGAUCGGUCGAAUCUUGUCGCUGGCGCCGUUGUUCAAGUUUCUGUGAGCAGUAUCGAAGACCAUGGCUUAGUGGUUGAUCUGGCACUAGAAGACGGCAAAGUGCGCGGGUUUAUCCCCAGAAAACAGCUACCCAGUGGAACGUCUUUCCCAACCAUCAAAGUCGGCGCUGUUCUAUUGUGCCACGUCCUCGAAAUGAGCUCCAACAACAAAGUGGUAAAGCUGUCAGCAGACCUCUUCAAAACGCCUACCUUGAAGUCUGCACCGUCUGUGGAUACUUUCCUUCCUGGCACAAAGGCAGAGAUUUUGAUCAACAACGUUACAGACGCUGGGAUAUCCGGCAAGCUCAUGGGCAUGUUAGAUGUCACGGCCGACAUUGUUCAUUCGGGCUCAUUCAAGGAUCGACAAGCGUUUCUUGCUAAAUACGAGGUCGGCAAAAAGAUUACGGGUCGAAUAAUCUGCAAUUUUCCGCUUUCAGAUGUGAAGAAGCUAGGGUUCUCUGUUCUAGACAAUCUUGUCGAUUUGAAUGACACCAGUGAGGCCGGCGACGAGGAAACAGGAAAGUUGGCGCUGUCUUCCACCAUCGAAUCAGCGUCAGUCAUUCGAGUUGAACCAGGGCUGGGCGUUUAUCUGCGGUUAAACCAGAGCGAUAGAGGCUUUGUCCACGUAUCUCGUCUCUCAGACAAGAAGCUUGACACUGUCUCGGAAACCAGCGGACCGUUUAAGCUUGGAUCCGAACACAAGGUUCGAGUUCUUGAAUACAACCCCGUGGACAACCUUUACAUUCUGUCUGCUCAGAAGAGCGUGAUUGAACGACCGUUCCUCAGAUUCGACGACGUGCCUCUUGGAGCGGUCGUCCAAGGAACAAUUGAGAAGCUGCUGGUCGGUCCAAGCGGAGUUCAAGGCUUGUUGGUCACCCUAGGGGAAGGCCUGAUCGGUCUCGUGCCCCAAAUACACAUGUCCGACGUUGAUUUGAAGCACCCAGAGAAGAAAUUCAGAGAGGGCCAAUCCGUCACUGCUCGAGUCUUGUCCACUGACCCGAUCCGGCGCCGUUUGAGACUGACUCUCAAGAAAGCUCUAGUGAACAAUGACCAGAAACCAUGGCUACGUUUCGAAGAUAUCGAGACCGGAGAUUCCACAGUAGGAACGUUGACCAAGGUCGACCGCCUUGGUGCAGUUGUCCGGUUCUAUGGCCCAGUCAGAGGAUUCCUCCCCGUGUCGGAAAUGAGCGAAGCAUAUAUCAAAGAUGCCACGGAGCAUUUUCGAGUCGGUCAGGUCGUGUCAGUGAACGCAAUCAGCGUCAACGCUUCGGAAAAGCGCUUGACCGUGUCUUGCAGAGAUACCAAUUCGCCGAACGCGUCGAUCGAAAGCACCCUUGCGGCGCUGCAACCGGGCACUCUUACCAACGGUACCAUAUUCGAAAAAUCUCAAAACGACGUUUUGCUGCGCUUGGAGGGAUCCGACGCUAUUGCGCGAUUGACUCUCGAUCACAUGGCCGAUGGCUCUCUCAAGAAGCGAGAAUCUGCACUCAGCAAAGUCCGAGUCGGCCAAAAACUGGAAAAUGUGCUCAUCUUACAGGUCCUGGCAAAGAGGAGAUUGGUCUUGGUCUCUAACAAACAGAGUUUGGUACAAGCUGCGCAGGGUGGCACUCUGCUCCGAAGCUACGAGCAGCUUCAGCCCAAUGUGGUUGUGACAGGCUUCGUGAAGAAUAUCACAGAAGAUGGCGUAUUUGCGGGCUUCGCUGCUGGCAUAACUGGGCUAAUUCCCAAAGCUCAAGUACCUGUCGAGGUUGAAAGCGAGCCGGACUUUGGGAUGGCCAAAUUACAACCUAUCACGGGUAGAGUUCUCUCCAUUGAUUACAGGGGUGCCACGCCUCGCUUUUGGCUGACGAUGAGAGAGGCUCCCCCUGCUGAUACCGACAUAUCGAGCAGACCCGAUGCUUCUACGGAUUUCCCCAGGCUCAUCAACCCGGUAGAUGCGACCCUUGAAACCGUCAAGGAUCUAUCGGUCGGAAAAGUCACAAAAGCGAGGGUCGUCUCGGUCAAAGAGACACAAAUCAAUGUUGAAUUGGCCAAAGACGUGCAAGGGCGCAUCGACGUUUCGGAAGUAUUCGACGAUUGGAAGGACAUCAAAGACCGGACGAAGCCACUGAGGCAAUUCUCUCAAAAGCAAGAACUCCUUGUCCAAGUUCUCGGGGCGCAUGACACGAGAAACCACAGAUUUCUACCGCUCACACAUCGGAAAGGAAAGAACACGGUAUUUGAGCUCACCUGCAAGCCAAGCUCAGUCUCGGGUCCAGAGCAAGCCCGAUUGACGCUGCAGGACAUGACAAUGGGAUCAUCAUGGCUUGCCUUCGUCAACAACAUCUCCGACGAUUGUGUGUGGGUCAAUAUUUCACCCACAAUUCGCGGAAGAAUUCGUGCCAUCGACAUCUUCUCCGAUCUGUCACUUGCUGCCAAUUUGCCUCGUAACUUGCCCUUAGGCUCUGCUCUACGGGUCCGAGUCCUCAAUGUGGACGCCGAGAAGGGACAUUUGGAUCUAACCGGACGCCCCGACGGGACGGCCAGCUCUCUAACGUUUGCGAAUAUCUCGACGGGGCUGGUACUCCCUGGGCGGGUGACGAAGGUUACCGACCACAAUGUCAUCGUCCAGCUUAGUGAGCAGGUGGUUGGUGUUGUUGAGUUGAUUGACAUGGCGGACGACUACGCUGAAGCAAACCCCGCAAAGUACCAGAAGAAUGAUGUCCUUCGGGUCUGCGUGGUCAAGGUGGAUGCUCCCAACAAGAGGGUCAAUCUGUCAACCCGGCCUUCCAAAGUCCUCAGCUCGUCAAUGACUGUUACCGACCGAGAGAUCAAUUCACUCGAACAAUUAGCUGUCAAUGAUAUCGUCCGUGGAUUCAUCAGUAACGUGGCCGACAAAGGAGUCUUUGUGACAUUGGGUCAUGGCAUCACGGCAUUUGUUCGGGUUAGCAACCUGUCGGACAGCUAUCUGAAGGAGUGGAAGGAUCACUUUCAGCGCGAUCAGCUUGUGAGAGGGAGGGUCAUUAUGGUUGACAGGGAUUCCGGUCACAUCCAGAUUAGCUUGAAGGAGUCGGCACUAAAACCCGACUACAAAGCGCCUCUCACCUUCAAUGACUUGAAAGUGGGAGACGUUGUGACUGCCAGAGUCGUCAAGGUUGAGUCCUUUGGAGUUUUCAUUCUCAUCGACAAUUCCGAGAACGUGCGUGGGCUCUGCCACCAUAGUGAGAUCGCCGAACAACGAGUCGAGGAUGUCGGCAAGCUGUUCAGUGAGGGGGACAAGGUCAAGGCCAAGGUGUUGAAGAUCGAUACUGCGAAACGCCGCAUCAAUUUUGGCAUGAAAGCUUCAUAUUUUGGUGAUGCCACAGAAGAUGCAGAAAGCGAUUCUCCAUCUGAGGAUGAAGCUGAGGAAGGUGGUGCGCAUCUCGACCAGGAACCAGAAAGCUCCGAAGACGACGAGGAAGCACUGUCCCAAGAUGAGGACGAGCAAGAUUCGGAAGGAAAUUCAGAGGACACUGACGAGAGGCUUGAAGACGAGGCUCAGGAGUCAGAAGACCACCAAAAAGGCAGCGACGUCCUCCGGGAUGCCACGAAGCCGACCGACAGCAAAGGUCUCUCCGUCGGGGGUUUCGACUGGUACGGCAUUUCCGAACCCGCGCGAAACAAGCGGGCGGCUGAAGCAUCGGACUCGGAAGCCGAAGACUCAGCCAAAGCACCCAAGAAGAGGAAGAAGCGAGCACAAAUCCAGGUCGACCGAACAGCAGAUCUGGACGUAAAUGGACCUCAAUCGGUGGACGACUUCGAGCGGUUACUCUUGGGCGAACCUGAUUCAUCUCUGCUCUGGCUCCAAUACAUGGCCUUCCACCUUGACCUAGGCGACGCUGAUCAGGCACGGCAAAUCGGCGAGCGGGCCUUGAAAGCCAUCGGCCUAGGUCAAGAUGAAGAAAAACUCAAUGUCUGGGUGGCACUGCUCAACCUAGAAAACGCCUAUGGUGAUGACGAAAGCAUCGAGGCCAUGUUCAAACGGGCAUGCGAGUAUAAUGAUCCGCAAGAGAUCUACUCGCGAUUGACCAGCAUCUACAUUCAAUCGGGAAAACAUGACAAGGCGGACGACAUGUUCCAACGCAUGUUGAAGAAGUUCACGCAGGACCCCAAAAUGUGGGUUAAUUAUGCGCAUUUCUUAUUCGAUACGAUGAGCAACGCGGAGAAAGGGCGAGCACUUCUUCCGCGAGCUCUUCAGACUCUGCCUCGAUUCACGCACUUUGACGUUACCUUGAAAUUCGCUCAGCUCGAGUUCAAAUCGUCCCACGGGCUAGCUGAGCGGGGACGGACGAUCUUUGAAGGGUUGAUCAGUUCGUUCCCCAAGAGGGUGGAUUUGUUCAACGUGCUUCUCGACCUGGAGCUCAAGCUGGGAGAGGAGAAUAAGGAACAGGUACGAGGGUUGUUUGAGCGAAUAUUUGGUGGCAAGUUGAAACCCAAGCAGGCCAAAUACUUCUUCAAACGGUGGAUGGAGUUCGAGGAGAAGGAAGGAGAUGAACGGCGGGUCGAGGAAGUCAAGGCCAGGGCAGCGAAGUGGAUCCGCGAUGCUGGCAAGUAAGUCGGCGAGGGGAAAAAGAAAAUCGGAUCUGGGUUGGUGCUCUGGCACGAUCUGGCCUAUACGGCGGGAGUGCCGAGAGAGUGAGACAUGGAACAGUCGAAGGAUGUAGAUGGCUGUAACGCUUGCUGGUGGAUUCUUGGUACAACAUAAAAUGAGAUCAUGGCACAAAACCGCAAAAUGUCAUUGUGGACUCAUGAGACGGUGGUCUCCGAGAGCUUCUUCCUCCUCCUCUUGUGAGGGGACAAGUAUCAGAUCUUUUUUCUUUCCCUGCGGUGCCUGAGGUGCCUGGUGGUAAAAUUCUCAGUGUCUGGCCACUGCCACAAGAAGCGACUAUUAGCCAAGAGGAAUUCCUGAGGCCAAUCGUCUGUGUUCGACGACGGAUCCAUUGUUCCGUUCGCUGGAGCCCAUGAAGUCACAUUCGUCGGCCCUGAGCGCAUCGGCAGGGGGGACAAAUAGGGCUCGAGAGGUGGUGUGGAUAUUGUUACUCGACGGAAAAGAAAGGCGAGCAGCAGGGGAGCGAGAAAUUCUCGGUUUUUUUUCCUUUUCUCUCUCGUAACAUCUAUCAAGUAAUGGAUGGAGAGAAGUGAGCGACGGAUCAGGAUCUUGACGGACGGACAAGUGGGCAAAACUUAGCGACGGCCUUGUCCACCAUCAGAGCUGAAGGGCCUUCUUUUUCUCGAUGCGAUGCAAAGUUUUGGAUGAAUAAUAACAUGGUAUAAGGAGGAAAUGAACAUUAGCUCUGGGAUGUUGUUGCCUGGAAAGGCAGGUGAGAAACAAGGACCCUGGCCGACCUGAAAGAGAGGAGAAGGAAGUUCGCAGAGCCACGCAGGCAUCAGUAUUCCCCGGCACCACAGCGUGGGUGUGGGCUUGCUUUUGCUCCAGGUGCCAGGUCUCCAGGUCGCCAGGUGGCAUUGUGCCCGGAAGAGUGGUGCCAGAGGCCGCGUGGUUUUCCGUUGCAGGCGUCUGGCCGCUAAUUGCAGCCUUAAACUGGGCCCCAGCCAGCCGGAAGCACCCUUCACCACCCCUGAAAUGGC